AUGACUACACCGGUGGAGCAAGAACUAAACGCCCCUCAUCAGGACAUUGUUAAUCUUUUCCAAAGCGACUUUUUACUGUGUCCCUUCCAGUCCACUGAAACGUCUGGCCUUGCUCCGGACGAUGGAAUCGUUGGAGGUCCUCGAACGCCUCAGCAAAUCGCUGCUCAAAAAAGACUUCAACAGACCCAAGCACAAGUUGAUGAGGUGUGA
This is a messenger RNA of Nezara viridula (southern green stink bug), 210 nucleotides long. The record is from the annotation of a GenBank genome assembly. Lineage: Eukaryota; Metazoa; Arthropoda; Insecta; Hemiptera; Pentatomidae.